GUGGGGCGGGCAAUGGCGGCGCCCGGCGAGCCUCGGAGGGUCAGGCCUUGAGGCGGCGGCUGAGCAGGACGAGCGCGACGCGAUCCCGCGAUGGGGGACACGCCGGACGAGGCCGCGCUGCACCGGCUGGAGGGCCUGGCGCCGGAGACGCAGGUGGGCGGCCUGCUGAUCAAGAAGAAGAGCGCCGCGGAGGAGCAGCACGUCUUCAAGAUCCCGGCCCCCCGCACCUCCCUGCUGGGCCUCGACCUCCUGGCCGCCCAGAAGCGCCGCGAGCGGGAGGACAGGGACAACGGCGCCGAGGAGCGGAAGCGGUCCCGGGUCUCCUCCUACAAGGACUGGGCGGAGGGCAAGGACGAGGGGGCGGAGGGUAAGGACGAGGAGGACGGAGACGCCGCCGGACACAGCAGCCGCAAGGACAGGCAUUACCGCUCUGCUCGGGUUGAGACCCCGUCCCACACCGGGGGAGUCAGCGAGGAGUUCUGGGAGCGGAGCCGGCAGCGAGAGCGAGAGCGUCGCGAACAAGGGGUCUAUGCCUCUUCCAAGGAGGAGAAAGAGCGCAAGAAGGACCAUGGCCGGGAUCGGGAGCAUGAUCGCAAACGGGACCGGGACCGAGAGGAGAGGGACCGAAGCCGGCGCAGCGGCGGCGGCAGCCGGUCAGAGAGGGAGGGCUCCUCAGAGAGAGGCGGCAGCAGUGGCAGCAGCAACAACCGGCGGAACGAGCCGGAGAGCCCCCGCCACCGGCCCAAAGAUGCAGCCACGCCUUCUCGCUCCAGCUGGGAGGAAGAAGAGAGCGGCUACAGCAGCUCCCGACGCUCCCAGUGGGAGUCCCCCUCCCCCACCCCUUCCUACCGGGAUUCUGAGCGAAGCCACCGGGGGUCUGCUUCCCGCGACAGCGACAGGCGUGACCGUGACCGGUCUGUGAGAAGUAAAUAUUCAGAGGACACCCCCUUGCCAACUCCUUCGUACAAAUACAACGACUGGGCUGACAAUCAAAGGCACUUGGGUACAACGCCUUGGCUGUCCCGAGGCAGAGGGAGGCGUGAGGAUGGGGCGGAUGGCAUUGCCUUUGAGACGGAGGAGGAGCGUCAGCAGUGGGAAGAUGACCAGAGGCAAGCUGACCGGGACUGGUACAUGAUGGACGAGGGCUACGAUGAGUUCCACAACCCGCUGGCCUCCUCAUCCGAGGAGUACGUGAGGAAGCGGGAGCAGCACCUGCAGAAGCAAAAGCAGAAGCGCAUUUCGGCUCAGCGCAGGCAAAUCAACGAGGAUAACGAGCGCUGGGAGACGAACCGCAUGCUGACGAGCGGCGUGGUGCACCGCCUGGAAGUCGAUGAGGACUUUGAGGAGGAUAACGCCGCCAAGGUUCACCUCCUGGUCCACAACCUGGUGCCCCCCUUCCUGGACGGGCGCAUUGUCUUCACCAAGCAGCCCGAGCCCGUCAUCCCUGUCAAAGAUGCCACUUCUGACCUGGCGAUCAUCGCCCGCAAAGGCAGCCAGCUCGUGCGCAAGCAUCGUGAGCAGAAGGAGCGCAAAAAGGCUCAGCACAAGCACUGGGAGUUGGCAGGCACCAAGCUGGGGAACAUCAUGGGCAUCAAGAAGGAAGAGGAGGAGGAGGGGCCGCACCAGGUCCUGGCCGAGGACGGCACCGUGGAUUACAGGACCGAACAGAAGUUUGCCGAUCACAUGAAAGAGAAGAGUGAAGCCAGCAGCGAGUUUGCCAGGAAGAAGUCGAUUGCAGAGCAGAGGCAGUACUUGCCCAUCUUUGCUGUGCAGCAGGAGCUGCUGACAGUCAUUCGGGACAACAGCAUUGUGAUUGUCGUGGGGGAGACGGGCAGCGGCAAAACCACGCAGCUGACGCAGUACCUCCACGCGGACCGCUACACGGACUACGGCAUGAUUGGCUGCACGCAGCCCCGGCGAGUGGCAGCCAUGUCGGUGGCCAAGCGUGUCAGUGAGGAGAUGAGCGUGAGCCUCGGUGAGGAGGUGGGCUACGCCAUCCGCUUUGAGGACUGCACGUCGGAGAAUACGGUGAUCAAGUACAUGACGGAUGGGAUCUUGCUGCGCGAGUCUCUGCGUGAAGCCGACCUCGACCACUACAGCGCCAUCAUCAUGGACGAGGCGCACGAGCGCUCACUCAACACCGACGUCUUGUUUGGCCUCCUGCGAGAGGUGGUGGCUCGGCGCUCAGACCUGAAGCUGAUUGUGACCUCGGCCACCAUGGACGCGGAGAAGUUUGCAGCUUUCUUUGGGAAUGUGCCCAUUUUCCACAUCCCGGGCCGCACCUUCCCCGUUGAUGUCCUCUUUAGUAAGACCCCGCAAGAGGACUAUGUGGAGGCCGCGGUGAAGCAGGCUCUGCAGGUGCAUCUCUCCAGCGCCCCAGGGGACAUCCUGAUCUUCAUGCCUGGCCAGGAGGACAUUGAGGUCACCUCGGAGCAAAUUGUGGAGCACCUGGAGGAGCUGGAGAAGGCCCCUGCCCUGGCUGUGCUGCCCAUCUACUCUCAGUUGCCCUCUGAUCUGCAGGCGAAGAUUUUCCAAAAGGCUCCCGACGGCGUCCGGAAGUGUAUUGUGGCCACCAACAUUGCCGAGACCUCGCUGACCGUGGAUGGGAUCAUGUUUGUGAUAGACUCCGGCUACUGCAAGCUGAAGGUCUUCAACCCCCGGAUUGGCAUGGAUGCCUUGCAGAUCUACCCAAUCAGCCAGGCCAACGCCAACCAGCGCUCGGGCCGAGCCGGGAGGACGGGUCCAGGUCAGUGUUUCAGGCUGUACACGCAGAGCGCCUACAAGAACGAGCUGCUGACCACCACCGUGCCGGAGAUCCAGCGCACCAACCUGGCCAACGUUGUGCUGCUGCUCAAGUCUCUGGGGGUGCAGGACCUGCUGCACUUCCACUUCAUGGAUCCCCCUCCAGAAGACAACAUGCUGAACUCCAUGUACCAGCUGUGGAUCCUUGGAGCGCUAGACAACACAGGUGGGCUGACCUCGACGGGGCGCCUGAUGGUGGAGUUUCCCCUCGACCCGGCCCUCUCCAAGAUGUUGAUCGUUUCCUGCGACAUGGGCUGCAGCUCCGAGAUCCUGCUGAUCGUCUCCAUGCUCUCUGUGCCGGCCAUUUUCUACCGGCCCAAGGGCCGGGAGGAAGAGAGCGACCAGGUGCGAGAGAAGUUUGCCGUCCCCGAGAGCGACCACUUGACCUACCUGAACGUCUACCUGCAGUGGAAGAACAACAGCUACUCCACGCUGUGGUGCAACGAGCACUUCAUCCAUGCGAAGGCCAUGCGCAAGGUGCGUGAGGUGCGAGCGCAGCUGAAGGACAUCAUGGUGCAGCAGCGCAUGAGCCUGGCGUCGUGCGGCACCGACUGGGACGUGGUUCGCAAGUGCAUCUGCGCCGCGUACUUCCACCAGGCUGCCAAACUGAAGGGCAUUGGAGAGUACGUCAACAUCCGGACAGGCAUGCCCUGCCACCUCCACCCCACCAGCUCACUCUUCGGCAUGGGCUACACACCUGACUACAUCGUCUACCACGAGCUUGUGAUGACCACCAAGGAGUACAUGCAGUGCGUCACGGCGGUGGACGGCGAGUGGCUGGCUGAACUGGGGCCCAUGUUCUACAGCAUCAAACACGCGGGCAAGUCUCGUCAGGAGAGCCGCCGGCGGGCCAAGGAGGAAGCCUCAGCCAUGGAAGAGGAGAUGGCUCUAGCGGAGGAGCAGCUGCGCGCCCGGCGGGAGGAGCAAGAGCGCCGCAACCCAGUGGGCAGCGUGAGGUCUGCCAAGAUCUACACGCCGGGGCGCAAGGAGCAAGGCCAGCCGGCCACUCCCCGCCACACACCAGCUCGCUUCGGUCUGUGAGGGCCACCGCCUCCUCCUCCUCCGCCGCCGCCGCCGCCCUGUACAUAGGUCCCUGCUGUGUUCAGUGGGGGCAGGGCCCACCUUGGACAGACACUGAGAAAUAAUUUUAUUGUUUAUAUAAAUGUUGCUGCUUCCAGACCCUA
This is a messenger RNA of Elgaria multicarinata webbii, 3986 nucleotides long. RefSeq names its product DEAH-box helicase 38 (gene DHX38). The transcript is spliced from 27 exons. Gene Ontology annotation, cellular component: intracellular anatomical structure; spliceosomal complex. Bases 91 to 3843 code for a protein of 1250 amino acids. The record is from RefSeq and is a predicted model, not a curated record. NCBI's taxonomy places the organism in Eukaryota, Metazoa, Chordata, Lepidosauria, Squamata, Anguidae. Gene Ontology annotation, molecular function: RNA binding; 3'-5' RNA helicase activity; ATP binding. Gene Ontology annotation, biological process: mRNA splicing, via spliceosome.